Molecule: messenger RNA, 2735 nt
Organism: Brienomyrus brachyistius
Lineage: Eukaryota; Metazoa; Chordata; Actinopteri; Osteoglossiformes; Mormyridae
Gene: akap8l
Product: A kinase (PRKA) anchor protein 8-like
Exons: 13
Coding region: 454-2358 (634 amino acids)
Cellular component (GO): nucleus
Molecular function (GO): DNA binding
Source: RefSeq, a predicted model, not a curated record
UGCGAAUCCAACGUGAAUUGGUACGAAACGUAACCUACGUUCGCUGCUUGUGGUGGCCCAUGUUAAAUAUGUAUUUAUGCAAAUAAUUAUUUGUUGAAGUUGUUUUAUUUCGUUCUUGUCGCUGCUAGUAGACGCUUUCUGAUAUCGUACAAGAAGGUCACCAAGUGUAUUAUUAACCUCUUGAUAAACCACUGAAAAAAAAUCUUGUCCGUCUCUUUGUACCUAAAAUAUUUUAAGACGUCUUUCUGAGGAUUGGGAGCCAAAGGGCCCUUUGUUUUGAGCCGUUUUGACCGCGGUGGAGACGUCAGGAGGGCGCAGGGAUUGAGCUCCAAUCCGGAGACAAGUAACCCGAGCGGACCUGCGAGGUACAGCCCUCUGCGGACGGUGUUCUCCCCAUCGCGACUGAGACAGGAGAUCCUCAAGCCCAACACCAAGUCCUCGGCGGUUAACAACAUGGACAACCGAGGCUUCGGCGCAGGCUUUUCGAAUUGGGGCCGUGGAACCUCCUCCAGCAGGGGCUCAGAUAAUUAUGGUUCACACGGCUACAAAGACUCCUUGUCUGGAGGCGGGGGCUUUGGGGGAGGCUACGGCACCGGUGGUGCUGGGCUGAUGAAGAGGGGCUUCGGUGGGAGCUCGGUGGCCUCGCCCACCGGCACCAGCGCCGACGCCGUCAUCGCCAAGAUUAACCAGCGCCUGGACAUGCUGACCCAGAUGGAAGGGGGGAUGAAGAGGGGGGGCCGUAACGAUAGGUUUGACCAAUACGAGUCCUUCGACUCACGCCCCUCCUCCCUAAACCCACGCGAUCUCUACAGAUCCAGUAACUAUGGUUACAGUGAGGGCCAGCGGGGGGGCGCUGGCCUCGGAGGAGGCAGCUUUGAAGGUUCCUCCUCAUUUGGAUCCACCAAGCCCCAGAUGGCGCGGCAGCCUCGCGACUCCUACCCUGGCCCGACUUGGGCAGGGCAGCGCUCCCCAGGGGGCAGAGUAAGGGGACAGGGCGGUCCCGGGUUCGGGCGCUGGCAGGAGCCCGCAUUGGGCGGAGGCCCCGGGAGCCACUUCCCGGGGGGGCGGGGCAAGCCCCCGUCACUCCUGUCCCACCACAUGUACCCUGAGAUGGGCGUGUACCGGCAGGGCCCCAGCCCGCAAGACUUCCCUGGCGCUGGCCACUUUGGAGGGGGCGCCUGGGCGGGGCACCAGCGCGGGCGCAAGAGACCCGUCAACCGACAGGCAAAACCAGAGAGAGACGGGAAGAAGAGGAGAAAGCUGGAACAAGACGUGGAGACCGGUGCGGACAAGGCGGAGGCCGAAGGGGCGGAGCUGGGAGAGGCGGAGCCGGCCGACGACGGGAAGGAGGUCAAUGUGAAAACAGAAGAGGCCGACGCCGCACCGGAGGAGACGGCCACAGCGGAGGGUGACGCCCUGACGAUGCAGGAGGAGAUCGCGCAGGUGAAGAAGAGUCUGCAGGGCAAGCAGUCACCCGCCCAGGACAGAACGCCCAAGCAGAGAAAGAGGAACACCCGCUUCCCUGAGAGGUCAGGGGUCAAACUUAACGCUCAGAGGCUCAUGUUUGCCUGCUCCGUCUGUAAGUACCGCUCCUUCUACAGCGAUGAAAUGGACGCCCAUCUGGAGAGCAGAUUUCACAAGGAGCAGUUCAAGUUCCUGUGCGGAAAGCUGUCCAAACCCACCACCGACUUCCUGCAAGAGUACCUGAACGACAAGUACAAGAAGACGGAAUUGAGGAGGAAGCACAUCGAUGACUUGAACGCCGCCAUCUGUCAAGUACACAAAGAUCAAGACCUGACACGAGACUUGGGAAUGGAGCACUUCCUAAGGAAGGUGGAAGCCGCACACUGUGCUGCCUGCAACCUCUUCAUCCCCAUGCAGCAGCACCUCAUCCAGAGGCACCUUAGAUCACCUGAGCACAACUUCCACCGCAAGGGGAUGAUGGAGCAGUCGAAGAGGGCCAGCCUCUCUGUAGCGCGGAGCAUCCUGAACCAUAAAGUCAUCAGUAGAAAGCUGGAACUCUACCUCAAGGGUGAGAACCCAUUCGGCAGUAACCCGGACGAGCAGGACCCUGACGAACAUGCAGCGGACGCACCGGAGGCAGAGCUGGCUAACGACGGCCAUGACGCGGAGGAGCACCAGGGUGGAGACGAGGAGGAGAGUGAACGCCCGGCCGAGGGGCUGGAGGCGGGCUGCGUGGAGGAAGAGGGGGCUGAGGAGGCUGAGGGAGAGGAGCUGGGACAGGCGGCCAAGGAGGAGUCUCUGACAGAGGGGGAUGGGGGCGGCGAAAAGGGGGAUGGCGUAGAAGAGGAAAACGGUGAUGACAGGGAGGAGCUGAUUACGGGAGCAGCAGUGUGACGCCUUGUUUGGGGUGGUGCCUCAUGUUUCUGUCCCAUCUCUGUUCCCCGAGCUCUUGUCUUCCAUCUGACAUCUUUUUGGAGAGCGGUCUCCCCUGGGGGGGGGAGGGGGAGGGGGGCACACUUUUCCAGAAUUGCAGCACUCCUUGUGUCCUUCCCCGAAAUCCAUCUGCCCUGCCCUCUCAUUUCCAGGUGUAACACAGUGAGAUGCGCUACCCUUGUUUUAUUUCCUGUGCUUUGCUGGGAAUUAUGGGAAAAUGAGUUUUGUAUUAUUUGGACAGGAUUUCGUUUUGUUGAAAAAGUUGGUCGUUAUGUCAGUUCGUGUAACAUACAUUUUUGUUUGUCUUUUUAGACACUUAAAUAAAGAGCGGUAGCUAA